AUGUCUUUCCUUCAUAAUCAUUCUUGCGAGUGCGUUAAGUCUACACAAACUAGCAUUGAAAAUGGAUUGUGGAUUCAUUAUAAACCAAUUUCAUCUCUUGGUGAUGAUGGACCUAUCGAGUUUCAAGUUCCUGGGACCGGCGAUGACUACAUAGAUUUGUCUCAUACAUUACUCCACAUAAAGGCAAAAGUAUUAAAUCAAGAUUCAACUAACUUGGUAUCUACUACAAUAGUAGCACCUGUAAAUAAUUGGCUGCAUUCACUUUUUAGUCAACUUGAUGUUUAUUUAAACCAAAAACUUGUAUCACCACCUAAUAAUACCUAUGCAUAUCGAGCAUACAUGGAAACCCUUUUAAACUAUGCCCCUGCUGCUAAACAAUCUCAUCUUACUUGUAGUCUUUGGUAUGAGGAUACAGCAGGAAAAAUGGAUUCUACAGAUGGUAAAAACAUAGGAUUUGUUAAAAGACAGGAAUUGAUUAGUGAAAGUAAGGAAAUAGAAAUGAUUGGUCAUCUUCACGGUGACAUUUUUAACCAAGAUAAAUUUUUAAUUAAUGGUGUUGAAAUGAGUGUUAAAUUGGUUCGAUCAAGAGAGAGUUUUAAUUUAAUUGUUGGAUCAAACGAUGUAAAGUUUAAAGUUUGUAUUACGGACGCAACUCUUAUUGUUCGACGAGCACGAAUUAAUCCAAGUGUAUUACUCGCACAUCAAAAAGUUUUAGCUUCUACCACUGCUAAAUAUCCUAUUACUCGAGCUGAAGUAAAAGUUUUAACAAUUCCUUCGGGUGUUCAAGGAAAAACUCUUGAUAAUAUAUUUUUAGGACAGGUACCGAAAAGAUGUAUAAUUGGAUUUGUGAACAAUUCUGCAUUUAAUGGUUCCCUUACUAAAAAUCCAUUUAACUUUGAAAACUAUGGUAUUAAUUCUUUCAGCUUAUAUAUUGAUGGUCAACAAAUACCUUCAAAAGCUUUGCAACCAUCUUUUAAUAAUAGCAUAUUUACAUCAGCAUAUCAUACUCUAUUCUCGGGAACUGGUAUUCACUUUCUUAAUGAAGGAAAUGGAAUCUCUUGUGAACAGUAUGGCAAAGGUUACUGUCUAUUAGCAUUUGACUUAACUCCUGAUUUAUCAGCUAACUCAUCAACUCAUUGGAAUCUCAUAAAGCAUGGUAGUGUAAGAAUAGAAGUACGAUUUGAAUCCUCAUUAAUACAAACAAUUAACUGUAUAGUUUAUGCUGAGUUUGAUAAUAUUAUUGAGAUAGAUAAAAACAGAAAUGUUACUGUAGACUAUAGUAGUUAA
Parnassius mnemosyne (clouded apollo) is the source of this 1287-nucleotide messenger RNA. The record is from the annotation of a GenBank genome assembly. Lineage: Eukaryota; Metazoa; Arthropoda; Insecta; Lepidoptera; Papilionidae.